This is a messenger RNA of Plasmodium gallinaceum, 1887 nucleotides long. RefSeq names its product conserved Plasmodium protein, unknown function. Lineage: Eukaryota; Apicomplexa; Aconoidasida; Haemosporida; Plasmodiidae. The record is from RefSeq and is a predicted model, not a curated record. The coding region runs from base 1 to 1887 and encodes 628 amino acids. The transcript is spliced from 2 exons.
AUGAUAGUAGAAUAUUUUCCUAAAAUUGUUACUAAGAGAAAAAGUUUUUUUCAGAUUCAAAAAAGAUUCGCUUACUAUAGAUUUCACAAAAGAGUAGGUAAGGGUUCUUGGAACAAAUAUAUAGAAAGAUAUAAAUUACCAAGAAGUAUAGAAAAUACUCAAAGAUUGAUUUUUAAUUAUGAAGCUACAUAUUCAGAAAAAAAAUUAUCUAGUAGUUGGUUAUGGAAUUUACCAAAAAAAAUCGCAUUAGCAACAACAUCAGAUGAAGUAUUAAAUGUAUGGGUGUAUUACAGACAUAAAAGAAAAAAAGCUUAUCACUACUUGAAAGUUUUAAAAAGAUUAGUUGAUGUUGGUAAAUGUUCUACUAGUGAUUGGAGAUUUAAAUUAAUUACUUCAAGAAUAGAAAACAAAAUUAAUACCUUUUUAAAUUUACCAAGGAUUUGUUAUUAUUAUGGUAAAUUAAAAGCUACUGCUCAAUUAGAAAGUAUUACAAAAAUGUUAAAUCAUAGAUUAAAUGAUUAUUUACCACAUCAAUUAUUAUUAAUAUUAAAAGGAUUUUCUUUAUGUGAAUUACAAGAUAAACACCUUUUUAAUAAGAUUAGAGAUUUAUUAAAACCACACAUUAGCAUUAUCCCAUUUUACUAUUUAACUAUAAUUAUUGAAAGUUAUUCCUUUUGUUUAAUACACGAUUAUCUGUUUUUUAACCUACUAACAAAUGAAAUAAUUUACAGAAUUAAUUUAUGCAAUAAUAAAUAUUUAAAUGUGAUGAACGAAGAUAAUUCAACAAAUUUAAAAAUAGAAACUUCAAAUGAAUUAAUAGAAGAAAAUACGUUAAAUAACUUUAAUGAUGAAAACCUUACAUAUAUUAUAGAAAACGAACAUGCUUUACUAAAAUAUAAACAAGAUCAAUUUAAUUAUUAUCCUACUAUGAAAAAUUUAAUUGAUAUAGCAUAUUAUUUUUCUAAUUUAAAAUUUCAAAAUUAUAUAUUUUAUGAUUAUAUAAGUAGGUAUAUAAUAUAUAUGUUAAAAAACAGUAACUGUUUAAAUCCUCAUUUGAUAGAAAGAGUAAUUUUUUCUUUUUAUAAAAUUAAAAUAAAUGAUAUAAAACUUUUUGAACAUAUUUUAAAACAUAUAGACACAUUUAUUUACGAUUAUCCUCCAAGUGUAUUAUGUGCUAUUGGAUACUAUUUUUCUUCCUUAUUGCCUUUUUAUUACUCUCCUAUUAACAAAAUAUUUAAAAAAAUGUUGUUACAUAUAAAAAAACAUAUGGAUAUUCUAAAUUUAGAUUCAUUAUCUAAACUUUCCUCAUUUGUACAUAAAACAAAAAUGGAUAAAAAAUUACAGAAAGAUAUUUUAUUUAAUAUAAAUGAGCAAAUAAAAAAAAAUGACAACAAAAAUUCUAAAAUUACAUAUGAUAUACCAAGAUUGACAGAAAUUCUUUCUUAUCACGAUUUAAUAGAUGAGACAAGUUUUAAUAUUUUAUGUAAACAUUUACAUAGCCAUUUAAAAUAUUUUGAACCAUGUGAUUUUAAUAGAAUUUCAAGAACGUUAAGAAAUAUUAAAAAAAAAUUUAAUUUAUGUGAUGAAAAAAUAGUGAAUUCUAUAGCAAGAAAUGUCAUAAAACAACAUGAUUUAUUUCAUGUUAUUGAUUAUCAUCAAACAGUAAAUAUGCUAUUAGAAAUAAACGCUAUAAAAGAUAUUUACAAAAUAUAUUUAAUAAAGCAUCAUAAUAAUAUUUCUUUUUAUAAUUUUGGUGAAUUAAAAUUAAAUUAUGAACUACCAAAAGAAGUAAAAAAAUCCAUUUAUAGAUAUAAAAAGGGAACUAUAUACUUUUCAAACAAAAAAAUUGAACAGGAGUAUCCGUUAUAUAAAUCUAUAGAAAAUUGA